AUGGCUCCAGCGAAGAAAAAAUACAAUGUUGAUCCGUUGAAUCUUCACGGUGCUGACAAUCCAAACCCUGUUCUAAGCGCCAUAACUCUCACCAGAGUAAACUACUUUUCCUGGACAAAGAGUAUCAAACUAUCGCUUCAAGCCAAAGUGAAACUCGGUUUUCUUGAUGGAAACUGUGUAAAACCAGAAGACGAUGAUGGAGCAACUCAAUGGAUGGUCGUAGACGCCAUGGUUCGUUCCUGGAUCUUAAACACUAUCUCAAAAGAAAUUCGAGCGAAUUUUGAAGGAACGAUUACAACACAAGAUCUAUGGCAAGAAGUCAAAGCUCACUAUGAAGGAAACAACGAACCAACACUCUAUGGACUAGCAAUAGACAUUUCUACUAUUAAUCAAGAAAUUGCUGGUAUUAAUUCGCUUCCGAAAUGUGAAUGUGAUGGCUCAAACAUAGCAAAUUGCCUUGGCUGCAGGGCAAUUAAGAAAUUUCAUCUCAUAGAUGAGAAUGCUAAACUGUUACAGUUCCUAUUAGGUUUAAAUGAAUCUUACGAAAAUGUUAAAGAUCAGAUCCUAAAUUAUGAUCCAUUUCCACCAGUUCAUAAGGCCUUUACAAUGGUUCUAAACAUUGAAAAGAAGAGGGAACUUAACAUUCUCUAUCAUAACUCUCAUGCUGCAAUGAAUGUCAUUGAGACAAAUGAAUCAAGUGAGAAAGUAUGCAGUAUGAUUAAUUCAAAACAAGCAGCAAUGGACAAGAACAAACUCCUCUGCAAACACUGCAAUAUGAAAGGUCACUUGAAAGAAGGUUGUUUCAAACUUGUUGGAUAUCCAGAUUGGUGGAUCAAGCCAAAAGACAAAAGGAGAAAUACACAACAGACACAUGCUCAUGCCCAAUCAGUAGUUCAUUGA
Molecule: messenger RNA, 900 nt
Organism: Impatiens glandulifera
Lineage: Eukaryota; Viridiplantae; Streptophyta; Magnoliopsida; Ericales; Balsaminaceae
Exons: 2
Coding region: 1-900 (299 amino acids)
Source: RefSeq, a predicted model, not a curated record